Messenger RNA from Fragaria vesca subsp. vesca, 683 nucleotides. RefSeq lists its product as uncharacterized. Lineage: Eukaryota; Viridiplantae; Streptophyta; Magnoliopsida; Rosales; Rosaceae. The record is from RefSeq and is a predicted model, not a curated record. The coding region runs from base 6 to 302 and encodes 98 amino acids. Gene Ontology annotation, cellular component: mitochondrion. The transcript has 4 exons.
AAGCCAUGGUCUCCUUCGCCGCCAGGUCUAUGCUCCGCUCCGCCGCCGCCAGAACCAUCCUGGGUUCUCGGGUCGCCUCCGCAGCCCGACCCAAACCCGCCGCCGCACCAUUCAGCAUCCCCAAGCAAAACAAAAACCCCAUCUCUCACGCCCUUUUCAGGUCGCCUGUGGAGUUGAGCUGCUGCGUGGAGACGUUGCUUCCCUACCAUACUGCCACAGCCUCUGCAUUGCUCACUUCCAUGCUCUCCGUUUCGCAACGCUCCUACGGUUGGACCCCUGAAGCUUGCAAUGAUGAUGUAUGAUGAAUAUCAGAGGGUUCGAGCGUUAUGUAAUUGCGCCCUAAGACAAGAUGGAUGAUUGUUAUCCGUUGGGAUGCAGAGCAUUGGUCGUAGUUUUCAUCAAUUUCAAUGGAGUUUGUAAGACUUUCUCGAGGCGUUUCUUUAUUUUGAAAUCGAUAGACAUUAGUCACUUGAGGAAUAGGUGUGUUCAAUCUUGUAUGGAUUUAUAAUUUUCCAAUCCCAAUGAGAUUGAGGUUGAACUUAUGGAUGCAUAUUAAGGAUGAGCUCUUCCCGCCUCUUCCUGAUCUGUUUGUGUAGAUCAUAAUAAGCAAAUUGUACAUUGCAUUCUAAUGUUAGAAAUGGUGUAAAUUGUCUUGAUCGCAAGUAUGUUAAUAAUUAAACAGC